Messenger RNA from Miniopterus natalensis, 2780 nucleotides. NCBI's taxonomy places the organism in Eukaryota, Metazoa, Chordata, Mammalia, Chiroptera, Miniopteridae. The record is from RefSeq and is a predicted model, not a curated record.
AUUUCAGGUGUUCCUGAAAAGCCUCAAAUUAGUGGAUUUUCAUCACCAGUUAUGGAGGGAGACUUGAUGCAGCUGACUUGUAAAACAUCUGGUAGUAAACCUGCAGCUGAUAUAAGAUGGUUCAAAAAUGACAAAGAGAUUAAAGAUGUGAAAUACUUGAAAGAAGAAGAUGCAAAUCGCAAGACUUUCACUGUCAGCAGCACACUGGACUUCCGAGUGGACAGGAGCGACGACGGAGUGGCGGUCAUCUGCAGGGUGGACCACGAAUCCCUCAAUGCCACCCCCCAGGUGGCCAUGCAGGUGCUAGAGAUACACUAUACACCAUCAGUUAAGAUUAUACCAUCCACCCCUUUUCCACAAGAAGGACAGCCUUUAAUUUUGACUUGUGAAUCCAAAGGAAAACCACUGCCAGAACCUGUUUUGUGGACAAAGGAUGGUGGAGAAUUACCAGAUCCUGACCGAAUGGUUGUGAGUGGUAGGGAGCUAAACAUUCUUUUCCUGAACAAAACGGAUAAUGGUACAUAUCGAUGCGAAGCCACAAACACCAUCGGCCAAAGCAGUGCGGAGUAUGUCCUCAUCGUACACGAUGUUCCCAACACUUUGCUUCCCACUACUAUCAUCCCCUCCCUUACCACUGCAACAGUCACAACCACUGUAGCCAUAACAACCAGCCCAACCACAUCUGCAACAACCAACAGCAUGAGAGACCCCAACGCUCUGGCUGGCCAGGCUGGCCCUGAUCACGCUCUUAUAGGAGGAAUAGUGGCUGUAGUUGUAUUUGUCACGCUGUGCUCUAUAUUUCUGCUUGGUCGAUAUCUGGCAAGACAUAAAGGAACAUAUUUAACAAAUGAAGCUAAAGGAGCUGAAGAUGCACCGGAUGCUGACACAGCCAUUAUCAAUGCUGAAGGCAGCCAAGUCAAUGCUGAAGAGAAAAAAGAGUAUUUCAUUUAAAACGCAGGCCAAGAUUCUGAGUUUUGCUCACCAGGCUGGCUGCUGGAGAAAACUGGCUGUCAUCUUUCAGAAUUCAUUUCUACCAUCCUCUGCUACCUUUAUUAACUUCCAUACCGUACUGCUAUCAGUAGCCAGUGUAUACCAGCAACCAGCUGUCGAAAGCAUCAUUCUUUAAUUACUGUACCAUCCAUAAUGCAGGACAUUUCUUACUGCCUAAAUUCCACACCAUUGCUCUUUUAACAUACAGUGCUUGAAUAUACAGCCUUAACAAUGUUAAUCAUCUCCUUGGAUCAUGGUAUUGAAUUGUUUUUAUACAUUGAAAAAAUGUAUGCAGAGUUGGUUUUCCCCCCUCAUUUUUCACCCCCUUUAAAUCAUGGACUUAGUUUGCCAUUGGACAGCUUUCACAAGAGACAGGAUUAGGUAAAGAGCUAAUGUGCUUAAGUUUAAUGAGACAUUAGAGGUUUACAGACAAUAUUUUCUACAUGUCUCUCUUCAAAGACAUGUUCGGAAACAUAUGCCCUAGAAAACACAAACUGAAAACUGUAGUAUAGAUUCUGGACUGUUUGUGAUAUACUGGUAAAGCUGUAUCAAUUUGCUAUUUAAAAAUACAGUAUUUGAUACAGGAGCCAUGUCUAUGAAUUGUAAUCAUGUCAUAGUAUCUUAUAUAAUUAUACAGCUCUCACCAUUAGGUUAUUUUAGCUUCAUUUACCAAUAAACCGUUACAAACAUUUUACUGCUUCGGGAAUCACAAAAAUUUCAUUCAUUUAUCUGAUUUGAUUCUGUAAUUUAUUUGCUCCAUAACGACUCACCUUCCUAAGCAAAAUCGAAGUAUCCAUAGGGCACAAUUUUGAAACAUUUUAGUAUCUGUAUAUAGUGCAUAUAAUAAAUCCAAUUAAACAUUAUUUGAUACAUAUUUAACUUUUUUGGCUGUAGGUAAUUCAAUCAUAAGUAAGCAUUUUCUAAUGUCCAUUAUAUCCCUUUAGAUAUUACUUAAACCAAUAUUAUAAGUAGAUAACAUGUAUUAGUAUUUUGUCUGUAUGUCCUAGCACUGUUCAACAACAAAUUUUUCUAGUUCCUGUUAAUUUUUAUUUGUUAUACAAUGGAAGCACAAUGUUAUAAGGAAAGGUAAUUUUAAGCUAACAACCAGUGCACAGCCUCAGGUUUUAAAUUACAACCACAAUAGUAUAAUAACCUAAAAAUAAACUCUUAGUUUGCUAAAAAUUUACAAAUUUUAAUUUGGCAGUUCCAGAGCUGCUUACCUAUGUUGGUUUGCCAAAAAGAAGUGUUUAAGAUAUGUUUUCUGUAUAAAUGAACUAAUUCUUUAUAUUAAAUUCCUGUCUAUGCAUUUUGUGAGGUACAAACUUAUGAAACAGUGAGUGAUAGAGAAUUUCUGCCAUGCUUUUACCCCCAAGGUGAAAGUCUCUUUCUCUGGAUUAUUUCUGAAAUUUUGGUGUACUUAAACCAUUAAGAAAUGCUGUAUUCUUAAAUAUGACAGAGUCCAUCUAAAGUCAUAUUAUUUCUUCUAGUAAAAUACAAUGUUGUUAGAUUAGUUCUCAUUACACUUAUUAUAUGCUAAAGAUUUAAAAAUCCAGUUAGAUAAAAAUUAUUUUCCCAUUCACAAGCAUUGCACCUUUAAGAAGAAAACAAAUAUGACGAUAUGGUAGCUAUACUUGUGAUGUCAAAGCAUGAUGGCCUAUGGUUUUGAAGAUAAUUUCUCGGAAUUUAUUUUGGGGAAGUGAGAAUGUUUGAGUACGACAUCAUGUGUUCAUAGCCGAUGAAAGACAGGGGUGCUGUAUCUUAGAUUAUUUAUCAUAAAAGUUUAAAUCUUU